CGACGCAGAAACCACUUCCUGUUUUAAAAAAGAGCAGCAAAAUACGCAAAUUUUCAAAAAAGAGGCUCUAAUUCCAACAUUAACCAAUAUGUUUACAUACGAGGCAUAAAUACUUUAAUACAGUGUGAUAUCCUAACGACAGUUCUUCCAAACAUGAAAAACAAUGGGACCAGCAGUAUGUUGUAAAGGAACAAGUUCCCAUAUAGACAGAAUUAUCUUUGUUAUGAUAGGAAAAUGUUAAAACGGUUUUACCAUGGAGAUAUGUGGGAAGAUGGAUACUUGUAUGAACACUAAGACAUUCUGGAAUGGAUAAUUCCGGUUUUGUAUCACUGAAUUUUAGUAUGAACGUUGCAAAUAGUCAGCCACAGUCCACGAGUCAGAUUCUGCAACAGUUACCUGGCAUUCAACAACUUUUCACCACCCAGAAUGCUUCAGUUAAACAGUCAGUUGCGCAACCUAAUGUUAUCCAACAGGCAGUUUUACCAGUCAAUAGUCCACAACAGGCUGGCAAUCCAACUGUCAUGGCUGCUCACACAGGUUUACAAUUUAUUGGACCACCAGCUGGGUUUUUGGGCCAACAACAGCAGCAGCAACAACAACAAUUGUUGGCUCAGCAGGCAGCUGCCCAGCAAAUGUUAGGACCACGAGGUAUAUACACUGCCAAUUAUCAAUUGAUGCCGAGGAAUUACACGUUAGUAAAUCAAGGGGUACAAGGUACCGGGGUCGCUGUUCAACUGAGUCCUCAGCAGCUAGGAAGCAACAUUGGUACAGCCACACUUUCUCCCCUUGAGCAGCAGCAACAGUUCUUACAGUCUGCGGGGUUUGAUCCCCAGAUAGCAGCUUUACAACAUAAUCAACAACAGAUCGCCUUCCAGAAUGCCACUGGUCAACUAAUGAUACAGAGUCCAACUCAACAAUUGAUGCUUCAAAGUCCAAACCAGCAGUUUGCAUUGCAAAGCCCUUCUCAGCAGUUUACUAUUCAAAAUCAGAACCAGUUUGCUGUGCAGAGUCCUAAUAUUGCACAGUUUACACCACAGCAUCAAUUGCUAUCAAAUGGUCAAGGUAACAACGUCUUGGUCCAAGGACAAAAUGGUGGAAUGAUUUUAAGUGAAAACUUCAUCACACAAGGACUGAAUCAAAAUGUGUUUAUGCAAAAUCCUGGAAUAGUUCAAAAUGUCAACCAACAAAUGUAUGGAAAUGCCCAGAAUAUCUUAUCUAAUCAGAUAACGGGCCUUCUUUCUCAAUCACAGGUAAUAACCAAUCAGAACAUGGGAAUUCUGUCUGUUAACCAAUCACCAACUGGAAAUGGAAACAUAGACAAUCUAACAAAAACAAACUCACAGAAUAAUAACCCAGGCAUAACGAAUCAACAGAUGCAACUUUUAGCACAUAUUGCAAAUCAAGGUGGUACAGACCUGAGUCAGAAUUUACAAAACCAACAGAAUAUGGCCAACUCCGCAAACCCUAACCAGUCUUUGCCAAGUUUUGGACAUUUUCUUUUACAUCACCAUAUGCAAAGUUUACCUCACCCUUUCCUUCAAAACCUUGGAUUGAACUCUAUUGGUGCCCAGCAGGCAGUAGUUUCAAAUGCUGCAAGUGACCAGAGUGUUAAUAGAAAUAUCAUAGGUGCUUCAAGCCAAACUGCCACUCUAUUGAAUCAAUGUGUUCCUAAUUUAAGUUCAAACGAAAACAGUAUGCAAGUGCGGACGGUUAGUGAUAACAAUAUCAACGCUGAGUUCAAUAACUGGAAUAUUGGGCAGUUUUCAAAUCAAGCAAGGGUUGUGAACAAUAUUUCAUUAUCAGGUGUACAAACAAAACAUUUAAAAGGUGUUGAGUUAAAGCCUGGUGUUCAAAAAAUGUGUUCUACAAAAACAACAGUGAGCACUGUUACAACAUCAAAUACAAUUUCAGCAGGUGUUGUGACAACACUGUCUAAUGUUCUCUCCAGAGUAACAUUGCCAUUGAAAGUUUGCACAAAUGAACUGAAAGGAAGCAUUUCUUUACAAGCUGCCAAUGUAUCAAAUACAGUAAAACAAAAUAUCUUGCAUGAGUUGAAGCCACAAGUAGAUUUGAGUGAAUCAAAUCAUGCAAGUGAUUCUGAUACAAAAACAAUCUUGGUGCCAAAUGGAUGGGUAAGAGCAUUAGAGGGAGAUUCCAUUGUUUAUUACAGUCCAACAUGUACAAGACUUACAUCAGCAGAAAGUGUUAAACAAUACUUGGUCACUGAUGGAACCUGUAAAUGUGGCCUGGAGUGUCCGUUUCAUAUUGACAGAGUGUUCAACUUUAGCAGUGAAGUUAUAAGUAUCAAAUGGACUCACUCCAGCAUAAAAGACACUGGCAAUUUGUGUAAUCAUAAGAGAAAAUAUUCAGCAUUGAGUGCAUGUCAGACGACUAGAGCUAGUGUAGGUUUGAGACCAGAUGUUUCCGUGGUUUCAAGCAGUGCAAUGAUGUCUCCACGUGUUUCAAGUACUGUACAAGAAAAUCAAGACUUAUACAUGAGCAAUAAAAAACAGAAAAUUGAGAGUAAGGUUGAAAACAGUGAUAAGAAGGCCGAAAAUACUGACACUGAGAAGAAACCAAAGUCUUUUCAUUCAGUUGAGUUACAGAAUGUACCAGGUGAUGAUAGUCAAAAUGGAAAGGGUGUGAAAUCAGUUGGUGGUAGUUCGGAUGACAAAAAUGCAAAAAAUAUUAUUUCAGAUAACAUUGUUAGUACAAGUUCAGUGGAUAAUAGUGGUGUUGAUGAAAGUGCAAGACCAGAUAAAUCAUUGGUGGAAAAAGAAUCAGUUGUGCUCCAGACUGAAAGUCAUACAAGUGAUCAGAUUGUCAAAACACCAAAAGUCCAUAAAACCAUUCCCAAACAGACUUUUGUAGUGAACUCGAGUGAUGUUCCAAAUACUGGUGUACUGACAGAAGCUACUAGUGUUAGCACAUUAUUAUCUAAAACAAUAGAGAGAAAAGUUUUAGAAGUGAUGAAAAAUGAAGUAGAUAUUCCAUGUGCAAGCAGUGAUGAAAAGAAUUCUCAAAGCGUGCAGUCUACAAAGUCAUCAGUGCAGUCAAAAUCAACCACUGACAAGAAGUUGUCUCCAGCAAAGUCUAAAAGUCCUGUUCGGUCUCAGUCAAGGUCCAGAUUAUCUUCUGGCCUCUCAUCUCCUGGGUCAGAAAGAAAUUCGUCUCGGUGUUCUGACAGAUCAUUGUCUCCGAGAAAUGACCAUGUCUUUUCCACAGAUAUGUUCACACACUUUAUGAACUUCUGUGGUGUUAAUCCAUCAGAGUUGCCACCAGUUUUCCAGCAAAAUUUUGUAAGAGUUCCAACUGUAAGUCCGUCAACAAAGAGUCCAGCAGUGCAAGAAAAUGUUCAGCAAAUACAUAACGCUCUGAAAGAGCGAAUGAAAUUACCUGUAUUACCACCGAAUCCACUGACACCUUUUCAGGCAAACGUUCUUGCAAAUUUGCAUAAAUUGUCUAGUCCACCAAAUCAACAAGUGUUCCCUCCAUUUAAUUUGCCGGGACUUGCUGGGAAUGUCCAUGGUAGUUAUCAGCAUGGUGCUAGUAUUAGUUCAAAAGGCAGCUCUCAAUCAGCUACAAAUGUCCGACCAUAUCCUCACCACCAAGGACCAGGGUUUCCUUUUAGUCCUAUGUUUACAUCUCUAGGUGCACCUCAUGCACAGAUGUCAAAUUUUGUUUGGUUGAGUCAAGAUGGAAAAAGUAAAAUUAAAAAAGGAAGGACCAAAAAGGCUGAAUGUGAAAAAGUUGAAGAUUUUUUUUACAGUGAUGUUCCACCACCAAAUGUUGAUGUCAGUCAGUUGAAAGAUAAAGGGCACGGUCCUAUUCCAAAACAGAAAAUAGCCUCUUUCCUUGACAAUCCAUCAGAAUUUCUCAAACAACAGACAGAACUUGUCAAUAACUCAAUAUCCUCUACCUGUACAAGUCCUGUUUUAGAUAAUAAAAGGACAGAAUCAGAAGAUGUGGAGAAGACAAGAUCCGACUCUGCCUGUUCAGAUAGGCUAAAUAGUCCAUUUAAACCUGAAAAAGAAGCAUAUGAUAAAGAUAGUACAAAAGCUACAAAGAAUCCUGAAAACGAGAAUGAACCUUCUAAGGUAUUGUCAGAAAAUGUUGCUACAGCUUCCAAUAGUAUUGUAAUUACAUCAACUGAAAAUGUAGUUGCUGUCUCAAAGGAUUGUAUUGUCUCUAAAACAUUGCCUGUCAUCCAAACUGUACCUGUUGCAAGUGCACCACCCACUCCUACAACAGUGGUUCACCAUACACCAGGAUCAUUGUCUUGCCAUCAGAUGUCUCUAAUUAAAGCCAGACAACAUGCACUUGGUAUUAAAGAGGGGAAACAGGAUCAUCUUCACAAAGGAAAUGUACUCAAUCCAAUUGCUGCCAUAUUAAAUGAUCCGACUAUAGGGCAAGUCUUUCAACAGAUGUUUCCAGAGGCAGUCCAAGAGGCUUUAAUGCAAUCUCUUGAAGUUCCUAAAUCAUCCAUUCAAUCUGUUGGGGAACAAAGUACAGCAUCAUUAAGUGCACCAAGAAUAUCAAGUGCAGCCCAUCUUCCAUCAGUACCGUCCUCGCUUCAUCAAGGAAGCAUUGAUAUGGUUCCUAUGGGAAUACAAAGACCAAAUUUCCCUAUCCAGGAACUACUGAAUAAUCUAUCACAAGGAGAGUUUCCAGCCAGUUCUUUAUUAUCCGCAGCAGCAAAGGCGCAGAUAACACAACAGAAUCAUUUAGGCAUGCUAAUGACGCAUCCGUUUGAUCCCCUGUCUGCAAGAUUGUUACCUGUUCAUAGUGAAACUGUUACAACAGCUUUGACCACAAAUGCCUGUGGAAUGCAAACAGUGCCUGCUACAGAUAACAAUAAAUUGCAACAACCAGUAUCUUCUGUCCUCGGGAAAACUUCUAUUGCAAACAUUGCUACAAAUUCAAAUGUAUGUGUUAGUUCUGCAGAGAAGCCAAAAUCUAAAUCUGGUGCACCAAAAAUUUCAGAACUGUUAAAUAGGAGUGAUUCCAGUAAACGCCAUGAAGUAGAUAUGUUUAAUAUGAUUCAGCAGUUACAAAGACAAGGUAAUAAUGUUAAUCCUGGGCAUAUUUCUCUGCCAGAAAUAGCUAAAGUUGGUCAAGUAUUACCACAUCAGCUGCCAACACAUAGUCAAGCGAAUCAAAAUCCUGCAUCUCAAGACAUAGACAAUUCAACAUUAGUUACACCUGUUGUCAGUCAGCAUCCAACAUUACUUGAUACACAACUUCUUCAGAUGUAUAAUGCGCUUGGGUUUUCCUUACAGAAUGUUACACAACAUAAACAGCAUUUAGUAGGAUCUGAUACAAGUUUAGACUCAUCAAAUCCUUCAUUGAAUCAGCAUCAGAUACUUAAUACACAGUUACAGCCUUCUUCCAUAUCUGCUUCAAGUGUUCCACUAUUACUGAGACAGCAAGAUCAAGGCAAUGGUAACAUAUCAAAUGCACAAACCUUCGUACCUUUACUUGGCAAUGCACAUGCAGCCACACAGUUGUUGAAUCUUCAAGGUGUACAUCCUCCUCAAAAUGUAAAUGAACUUCUUCAGCAACAGCCUUCUUAUGGUGGAAACAACUCGACUCCACAAAACAAUAAUUUUAAUCUGCAACAAUUACCACCAAACCAUUCUGUUAGUAUACCUAAUACAGGUGUUGAUCCUACUCAAAAUCCUCUUCUUAUUGGCAAUCAUUUGACAAUAAAUCCAAACACACAAGCGGUUAUGAACAUGUUAAACAUCCAACAUUCCAUAGGAAAUGGGACAAAUCUAACAGCUAUGCAGUUACAAACACUACAGCUACAGCAGCAGCUACUGCAACAAUUGCAGCAAGUUCAAGGAAUGCAAAAUCUUAUAAGUCAAUUUAAUUUACAGAACAUAGGUGUGAACAAUAGUUCUACUGUUGAAAGAAAGCAAGCAAAUGCAGUUGCUAGUGCCAAUAUAGGAAAUGAUGCAGUUGUACCAGACCUGUCUAGAAAUGAUGUUGCAGGUGCACCAGUUUCAUCUGGGACAUCAAAUAUGGAAGUUAAUGUGCAAACCUCAAAUGAUGUUAAUAGUGAGGCAGUGGUAACAGGUGGUAAUGAAGAGAUUACACUGAGAAAAUGUAGCACAACAAGAGUGAUAGCAGCUGCUGAUACUACUGAAGAUUGUACAUCAACAACUAAAACUGUUGAUAUAGGCACUGAAACAGAUGCUAUAGAGGAAGACAAUUCUGAAGUUCAGUCUGAAUAUGAAGAUGACCCGGAUCAUAAUAUUAGUAAUGCAUCUCAAUCUGACAUGGAAUCUGAGUCAGGUGACGUAACAUCUCUUAUGUCAACUUCAAAAGAUGUUUCUAGUAAUAUCUCAGCUGUAACUAGUUUACCUGUUGUAAGAACAUCAAGCUUGAAUACAUGUUUAGCAAUAGCAACACAAAAGGGCACAACUAGAUCUAGCGAAUUGGAGUCCAGGUUGCUUGGAGAAAAAUCUAGUCUUGCUAGAAGUCAGAAUCUGUCAGCUGAGUUGACUAAACCAAGUGGAAAUGAGUUAAAACUUAAGAUAAAGAGAAAACGAUUGUUAGAGUCCUCCGUGGAAAGAGCUGUAGAGAGUGCAAAGAAGUUUAAAUCUAAAGACAAGAAGGAAGAACAAAUUUUGUUUGAGAAGAAAGAAUUGCGAUCGUCAACUCAAGCAGCAACAAAAGCAUCUUCAUCAUUGGCAGCUGUAACAAGUAAAGGUAAAGAUGCCAGUAGAAUGAAGGAAAUGCAGCUGGAUGUUAAGUCUCAAUUAAAACAAGAUGAAAGUGAAAGUGAACCUAAACCUUCAUGUUCAAAUGAACUUGGUGUUAUCAAAGAAAUCCAAAGUAAAGCACAAUUGUUUAAGGAAUGCCUGGAAUGUGAUUCUUCCGUCGAUUCUGAAAACAGCUCACACAAUUUAGAUAUAACAAGUAGUGCAGAAGAAACUGUGAACAAAGACAAUCUUACAAGCCGUAUUGCAGCAGCAUUAUCCAGUCAGAAAGGACAGUGGCAGUUGUCAUGCCUCAAGAUGAAUUUAUUACAUGUACCAGAACGUGUUACAGAUCCAAAGGCAAACAAUAUGGAUGGGUUAACAUGCGAUACAGAGCAACAACAAGAGGAUGAUGUUACUUCUAAAGAUAACAUUGGAGGAAACAAUGAUGGUAGUCAAGAAAAGCAGGCAAUACACCCAAGGUCAUUCAGUACUGGGGAUCUUGUGUGGGGACAAAUACGUGGAUUUCCAUCCUGGCCUGGCAAACUUGUUGACAAUACUGAAUCAAAGUGUGGAGAUGAAAUAGAAGGAAAAGUAUAUGUAAAAUGGUUUGGUGAUAACACUGUGACCCAGGUUGAACCAAGUAAAUUGAAGACCCUGUCUGAAGGACUUGAAGCUCACCAUAAAGCAAGAAAAAAACACAGGAGGGGACGGAAAAUGAACAGUAAUCUGGAGCAAGCUAUACAUCAAGCCAUGGCUGAACUAGACAAGAAAGAUUUUACACCAAGUGAGAGUAAGGAAACUAGUAAAUCGGACAAGAUAGUUAAACAAGUUAAAGUUAAACAGAAAAAGAUGUGAACUAUGACUUUCUUGAUAAAA
Molecule: messenger RNA, 7583 nt
Organism: Ruditapes philippinarum (Manila clam)
Lineage: Eukaryota; Metazoa; Mollusca; Bivalvia; Venerida; Veneridae
Exons: 8
Coding region: 306-7562 (2418 amino acids)
Cellular component (GO): nucleus; chromocenter
Molecular function (GO): chromatin binding; DNA binding
Source: RefSeq, a predicted model, not a curated record